AGCGUCCGUUCUUUACAUGUUCACGCCACAAAUUCAAUCAAUGAUUAAAAAUUGAUUUCUCAAUUCGUAAUUAAAAUACGUCUAUGUUAAUUAAAACGUAGAAAAAUUUGUUGGGCGGUCAAUAAACAUUGCCUUUUGUGAUUUCAUUUAAAAAUGUUUACAUCGACUUUUUUGUUUAUAUUUGAAAUCACAUUAGCGGCCACUCAGAUCCCAAGCCACACGGAUUACCAGAAAAUAGGCGAAGUUCUAUUCAGAAAUGAAAAGUAUAAUGUAUACAAACCUACUAUACAUUCAGUGACGGAUUAUUUUAAGAGUUACAUGCUAGACCAGCUGAGAAGGAAACCGAAUGAGAGAGUUUUUAUCGACGACGAUGGCUUCAGACACGAAUGGCUAAACUUUGACGAAGACAAAGGAAACUUGCGCAAGCAAAACACCGAUAUAUCAGUAAAAAAUGAAACUACAACUAGACCUAACGCAGAAAAGAAAAGGAGGAAGACGCCGAAAAGAAAAAAGAAAGUAACAGAAGCAGUUAAAGAAGAUAGAAAAAAUUUAAGAGAAGGAGAAAACUUGGAAGGCAGGACCGUUGCUAAAACCACGUUUUACUGCCCGUUCCUCGGAAUCGUCACGAUGCAUUCCUUCCUUGACUGAAACCUACAUGUUAUUGUAAACAUAAAUUCAUUAAUUAGAUUUCUAAUUUAAUCAAUAAAAUAAUUAAAUCUCCUACAAAUAUUUAGAUUACAUGAAAUAUUGGAAGUCGGAUAUUUCGUCACAGCUGUUCGCUAAUUAAACAUUUGGAAUCUGUGUUUUCGGACGCAGUAAGAUGCAAUACAUAUUUUUAUCCAACAAAUUUCAUCGCAAUUAAAGGUAUUUGGCCAUUGGCAAUUGGAAAAUACCAACCAAAGUACAAUCAAGAUAAUUCGAUUGAAAUAAAACUUUGAUGGCUUUCUUCUGGAUAGUGUUGUUCUUUAAUAUGCAUAACCAUUAAAUAUAUUAUUAUAUUAUAUUAUGCUCUAAACAAAAUUAUCUUAUGAUAGAUGGAAAAGAACACAACCAGUUUACAUUUUAUAAAAUCUAGAUUCAAAUCAUUCUAAAUCUUUCCUCUCCUUCGAAUCCCGAUUAAAUCUUCUAUUAAAUCUCCCAGUCAUAUACGGAUCCAGGUCUUCGUUAACUUUAUACUUAUCAAAGGUUCCCAUGAAAGAAUUCACAGCGGUUCUCAAAGCUCUCCUGUAACUGUUGACCGGCAUUUUCUCUUUUAGCAUCACGACUGGCUCGAAUGGUAUCAUGAAGCCGGCGGCAGACGCGACUAAUGGCAUCAGCGGAGCGGGUAGAUAAAAUGAUAUUAAUUCCAUUGCUCCGUUUACAAUGCACGUUCCAAUGUUCCUCAACACUGUAGCCACUUUAGGUAUAGAAACUAUUCUAAAAAUCGGUGUUGUCAAAGUUUUAUACAGACUCGUGGUGAUUGUCUCGGGAUUAUUCCUUCGUACUGUGUUCGAUAUUGACGCACUAGUGGUAGCUAAGGAGGUUGGACUUGUUUUGUCGAACUGAUCGUUAAUUUCCGGCUGCUGAGGCUGUAAUGUAAUCUGAUAAUAUUUAAAAUAUAUAUUUGUGGGUAGAUUUGUUUUGGAACGAAGUUCCUUAUGGAAUGAUGCGGAGGGGUACCCUAACCGGGAAAAAACGUCCGUAACGUAAGAUGUUUAUUAGUAAUACACACAGUGUACGACUUAACUUUGUAUAAUACAAAAAAUAACAUAUUUUUACUACAUAUUUUUUAUAAAUCAUUGUGAAUAAAAUAAAGUUGAUAGCUUUGUAAA
Messenger RNA from Bombyx mori (domestic silkworm), 1811 nucleotides. RefSeq lists its product as uncharacterized. The coding region runs from base 154 to 648 and encodes 164 amino acids. The record is from RefSeq and is a predicted model, not a curated record. The transcript has 2 exons. Lineage: Eukaryota; Metazoa; Arthropoda; Insecta; Lepidoptera; Bombycidae.